CUCCCACGCAACGCAAGCAGGCAUCUUUUUGAUCCCCCUUUUCCCCAUCCACGACCCUUCUUCUGCCACCUUCGAACAAGACAGAGGCCAUCCCGCUGCAUCGUCAGUAUCGGCGACAGGACGGACAAGCCACCAUCCGCAUCUUGUCCCGGACCCCGGCUCCCAGCCUCUUUCUCUUCUUUCUUCUGUCCGUCGCCUCUUCUCCCGUGACGACCACCUCCUUCUAAUGACCUUCACUUCUCGUCGAUCGUUUCCGUAAUCCGUUCCCCAUUCCACUUCGCCAGCCCAAAUCGACCCUGGCGACCUGAGUAGGUCCACCGCACCUCCGAUCCAAAAGCCUCUGUCCGACUCCGAAUUCUUGAUCCUCUGGCACCAUGGCGCGCUCAGUUGGCGCGCAAGCGCAACCGGGGAGACCACCCUCCCCCCGCUCCCAACAGAACCAUGUGCAACCAAACACUCGCGCACGAAAGCCCGACGACUACACAUCCGAAGGCGUCGACGACAAUGAUGUCUUCCUCCUCCCCGUUUCCGAUUACCAGGUCAUGCUCGGCAUGACGAUCCUCGCCGCCAUCGUUCGACUCUUCCGGAUCUACCAGCCUAGCAGCGUGGUGUUCGACGAGGUCCACUUUGGCGGUUUCGCCUCGAAAUACAUCAAGGGCAAGUUCUUCAUGGACGUACACCCUCCUCUAGCGAAACUGCUCAUCACACUCUUCGGUUGGCUUGCUGGUUUCAACGGCGACUUCGACUUCAAGGAGAUCGGGAAGGACUACAUCGAGCCCGGUGUUCCAUAUGUUGCUAUGCGGAUGUUCCCCGCCAUCUGCGGCAUCCUGUUGGUCCCCGUCAUUUUCCUGACCUUGAAGGCUUCCGGGUGCCGGACCUUCACCUCGGCCAUGGGAGCUGGCUUAAUUAUCUUCGAGAACGGUCUCCUCACCCAGGCCCGUCUGAUCCUCCUCGACUCGCCCUUAGUCCUUGCAACGGCUUUCACGACCAUGGCAUUCCUCUCGUUCACCAAUCAGCAUGAAUUGGGCCCUUCCCGAGCUUUCCAGCCCAGUUGGUGGUUCUGGCUCGCCAUGACCGGCCUUGGCCUCGGCGCGACAUUCAGCAUCAAAUGGGUCGGUCUCUUCACGAUUGCAUGGGUGGGAAGCUUGACGCUGGUCCAGCUCUGGGUCUUGCUCGGUGAUACCAAGACCGUCACGGCCAGGGUUUGGCUCAAGCACUUCAUGGCUCGCUUUUUUUGCCUGAUUGUGAUCCCGGCCACAGUUUACCUGUCCAUGUUCGCCAUCCACUUCCUCUGCCUCGUCAACCCCGGCGAGGGUGACGGGUUCAUGAGCUCCGAGUUCCAGUCCACCUUGAACUCGAAGAGUAUGCAGGAUGUUCCCGCUGAUGUCCUGUUGGGCAGCAGGGUUUCUAUCCGACAUGUGAACACUCAAGGAGGCUAUCUUCACUCACACCCACUGAUGUACCCCACCGGUAGCAAGCAGCAACAGAUCACGCUAUACCCUCACAAGGACGAGAACAACGUGUGGUUGCUCGAGAACCAAACUCAGCCACUGAACAUGAACGGUGAACCCAUCAACGGAACCGAAGCUUGGGAUAAACUUGACCCAACAUUCAUCAAGAACGGCGACGUUCUGCGACUGUACCACAUCAACACGCACCGACGGCUCCACUCCCACGACGUGAGACCCCCGGUUACUGAGCAGGACUGGCAAAACGAGGUUUCUGCUUAUGGUUACGAGGGAUUCGAGGGGGACGCGAACGACUACUUCCGCGUUGAGAUUAUUGCGAAGCAGUCCAAGGCAGGCGUUGCUCAAGAACGGUUGCGCACCAUCGAGACGAAGUUCAAGCUGGUACACAUCAUGACUGGCUGCGUCCUGUUUUCUCACAAGGUCAAGUUGCCUGAAUGGGCCUCAGAGCAGCAAGAAGUCACCUGUGCCAAGGGUGGCACACUCCCUAACAGCUUGUGGUAUGUUGAGUACAACGAGCACCCAGUCCUCGGUGCCGAUGCCGAGAAGGUCAACUACCAGAACCCGGGCUUCUUUGGCAAGUUCUUGGAACUUCAGCAGGUCAUGUGGAGGACUAACGCUGGCCUGGUCGAAUCGCACGCUUGGGACUCUCGCCCGAGCUCGUGGCCGAUCCUCAAGCGAGGCAUCAACUUCUGGGGCAGAGACCACCGCCAGAUCUAUCUCAUCGGUAACCCAAUAGUCUGGUGGAGCUCCACCCUGGCUAUCGUGGCAUACGUGCUUUUCAAGGGCGUCGCUGUCCUCAGGUGGCAGCGGAGCUACAGGGACUACGACAACGUCACUUUCAAGCGUUUCGACUACGAGAUCGGAAUGUCAGUGCUUGGUUGGGCAUUCCACUACUUCCCAUUCUACUUGAUGCAGCGUCAGCUCUUCCUUCACCACUACUUUCCGGCCCUGACUUUCGCCGUUAUCGCGCUCUGCCAAAUUUUCGACUUCCUGACUGCUCGGGUUGCAGCUUUGGGCAUCCGCGAAAACUCGAUCAUCAACAAGACGACAACUACGAGCUUCCUGGUCCUCUCUGCUGCUGUCUUCAUGAUCUACGCUCCACUCGCAUAUGGGAAUACUUGGACCAAGUCGGAAUGCAAGCGCGUCAAGCUGUUCGACUCCUGGGAUUUCGAUUGCAACACGUUCUACAAUGAUUACUCGCAGUAUAACACCCUCGGGGGAGUUCCAGCUGCGUCCGCGACGUCCAAGAACUCGGUACCGAGCUCUAAGGCACCUGAGGCACCUGCACGGGCGCCGCCGGCUGGUGAGCAGCAGGAGCAGGGCCAGAAGCCGAUACACGACAAGGAUGAGUUUUUCAAGGACGGCGGAGCAGGCAUCAGCGGGGCGCCGGCGCCGCCGGGCCAGCGAUUAGUGAAGCGCGAGGAGCGGAUUGAGUACCGCGAUCAGGACGGCAACAUCCUGAACGAUGAGCAGGUCAAGGCGCUAGAGGGCAAAGUGGAAUUCAAGACGCGGUAUGAGACCCGGACACGCAUGGUGGACGCCGACGGAAACGAGUUCGACGCACCGCUCGGGGAGGCCCACCAGCAGGCGGUGGGAGAGCCCGUCGGGGUCGCGCCGCCGCACCCGGACGUUGAAGGCGUCGACACGCAGACGGCGCAAAAGCAAAAGGCGAUUGGCGAAGACGAGGUGGUCCCGCCCGCCAAGGAGAGCGUCGAGGGCGACCACGAGGCCAAAGCUAAGGCUGCGAAGCCUGCCAGCGAGAAGCAGGAGGCCAGCAAGGAAGCCAGCACAUAGAGAUAACUAGCAGCCUACUUUCCUCGUUGCUACCUUUCUCUCCGGGCAUUACGGUGCCGUCUAUUCUUGCUUCCUAUGUCAUCCAUUUUCUUGGUUUCUUUCUCCACGGUAGGUCUUGGGAUGGGGUAGGAUGUAAGAUACCAAGCAAUUACCUCUCAUACUUGGGCCAACCGGGAUUGAUUCGUAUGUGAAAUUGGAACUCAGCAAUGAGUUGGCCCGCAGCGUCUAAUGGAGCCAAUCCCAUUAGGGGCAGGCAUAUAGACUCAUGAUCUGAAUCCUACACGCUACCAUCUACCAAAUAUCAGCCGAUGGCUUUUUACAGAUGACACA
Molecule: messenger RNA, 3593 nt
Organism: Diaporthe batatas
Lineage: Eukaryota; Fungi; Ascomycota; Sordariomycetes; Diaporthales; Diaporthaceae
Exons: 3
Coding region: 375-3263 (962 amino acids)
Biological process (GO): protein O-linked glycosylation via mannose
Cellular component (GO): endoplasmic reticulum; membrane
Molecular function (GO): dolichyl-phosphate-mannose-protein mannosyltransferase activity
Source: RefSeq, a predicted model, not a curated record